Messenger RNA from Xenopus tropicalis (tropical clawed frog), 3431 nucleotides. It is a transcript of the gene gna14, whose product is annotated as guanine nucleotide binding protein (G protein), alpha 14. The record is from RefSeq and is marked provisional. Gene Ontology annotation, biological process: G protein-coupled receptor signaling pathway; signal transduction. Gene Ontology annotation, molecular function: guanyl nucleotide binding; GTP binding; GTPase activity. NCBI's taxonomy places the organism in Eukaryota, Metazoa, Chordata, Amphibia, Anura, Pipidae. Gene Ontology annotation, cellular component: heterotrimeric G-protein complex; cell periphery.
AAGGAAGAGACCUCCUUGCUAGCGAGUCCCCCUCCUCCCCUGCACACUGCUAGUUACUGGGGUCACACUGCCCUGCGGCUCCCAGCAAUCCUGCCAGCCCUCAGAUGCCUUCAGGAAGAAGGGAAGCGCAGUGACACAAACGACAGCGCAAACUUCCCAGGGGCGCAAGGGAAUAACAACUCUCCUGGCUGUGCGCCCUUUCCGCCUCCCGGAGCGGGAUCUGAUUGAACUUUGCAGCGAGUCGCAACUUUCAACUUAUCGCAGCUAGGGCAAAGGGACACUCAGACACAGUCUGCCUGCUGUCCGGCACAUCUCUGUUUAACCCUAACGCGGGGUUAAGUAAGGAGUUUGCACUAGUUCCUUAUUGUUUUGCUAAGUCCGAACCUAUCUCCGUAUAGAUAUCUAAUUGCUAUUGGGCAUGGCGGGUUGCUGCCUGACUGCAGAAGAGAAGGAAUCGCAGCGGAUAAAUGCCGAGAUUGAGAAGCAGCUCCGCAGGGAUAAGAGGGAUGCGCGCAGGGAGCUGAAGCUGUUGCUGCUGGGUACUGGAGAGAGUGGGAAAAGCACCUUUAUAAAGCAGAUGAGAAUUAUACAUGGAUCCGGCUAUACAGAUGAAGAUAGGAAAGGAUUUACAAAACUUGUGUACCAAAACAUAUUUACUUCAAUGCAGGCCAUGAUCAGGGCUAUGGAUACACUACGGAUACAGUACUCUUCUGAACAGAACAUGGAAAAUGCAUUGACGGUUAGAGAAGUUGAGGUGGACAAAGUAUCCAGUCUUGAAAGGAAACACGUAGAGGCAAUAAAGAAGCUCUGGGAAGAUGAGGGGAUCCAAGAAUGCUACGACAGACGGAGAGAAUAUCAGCUGUCAGAUUCCACAAAGUACUACCUUAGUGACAUUGAUCGCAUUUCAAAUCCUAGCUUUAUCCCCACCCAGCAAGAUGUGCUGAGGGUCAGAGUUCCCACCACUGGAAUCAUCGAGUACCCCUUUGAUUUAGAAAACAUUAUUUUUAGGAUGGUUGAUGUUGGGGGACAGAGAUCUGAAAGACGGAAGUGGAUUCACUGCUUUGAGAACGUUACAUCCAUUAUUUUCUUAGUGGCAUUAAGUGAAUAUGAUCAGGUCCUUGCAGAAUGUGACAAUGAGAACCGAAUGGAGGAAAGCAAGGCUCUGUUCAGAACCAUCAUAACAUACCCCUGGUUUCAGAAUUCCUCGGUUAUUCUCUUUCUGAACAAAAAGGAUCUUCUGCAAGAAAAGAUUAUGUACUCCCACCUCAUUGACUACUUCCCAGAAUUCACAGGUCCAAAACAAGAUUCCCAGUCUGCCCGGGACUUCAUUCUCAAACUGUACCAGGAUCAGAAUCCAGACAAAGAGAAGGUGAUCUACUCGCACUUCACUUGUGCCACGGAUACAGAGAACAUCAGAUUUGUUUUUGCUGCUGUGAAAGACACUAUCCUCCAGUUAAACCUGCGAGAAUUCAAUUUGGUGUAGAGGCCCGGGACAGGGACUACUGCUUGGGUGGAUUUAUCGGGCACGCUGUACCGAGCAACUCCUAAGUCUCCUGAAUAACGUCUGCCCAGGGUUUGAUUUCUCUCAGUACAGUGUUCAGAGGUUCUUACACAUUAUACCGUGUUCUGAACUCCUGUAACAUUCUCUGGUAAAAACGUAAUCAGGAAAAGUGAAGGUAAUUUCCUAUCCGUUUACUGCAUUUUUUUUUUUUUUUUUUAAAAGAAAAGGAAGUAUGAAAUGUACAUGCUGUUUUUAUAAUUCUUCUUAAGGUGUUUAGUAGUUGUUUUUAUGAAAUGUUAUGACAAAAAAGGAUAUUUAAGAGAAUAUUCCAUAGAACUUUGUAUAAGGUAAGGCGAUUCUAGUACUUUUUUUAUUGCUAAUUCCUGUCUAGAGAGGGGGGAGGUUUAAAAACCAGAGUUGCCUUUAUUUUGUAAAGCAAAAGACUGUUAGGGUCACGGGUGGCCAUUGCCAUUAAUUAAAGAAAUAUUUUAUGAUUUUUUAUUUUUUUUUAUUUUUAAUAGAUUGGGGUCGUUCAAACGUAAUGUUAGAGUGUACUUUGCGUUUUCUCGAAUGUCAUUUUCUAAACAGAAACAUCUAUAUCAUUUAGCAUGGGAUGUUUUUGUUUGCUUUUAUUUAAUAGAACUGUACAAAUAUGUCCUCAGCCAGGAGUCGGUUAAAUCUAAUAGUGCCACACCACCACAACAUAAUACCAAAGGCUCUCACAGAAAGAAAAGGCAGUGUAAUGAUACAUGUAAAUAAAUGUACUUCUUUAUAAAUAUGUGUGUGUGUAUAUAUAUAUAUGUAUAAGGAAAUAUACAUAUAGGGGCACAUUCAUCAAAGUACGACAGGUCCAAAUACAAACAUUUCGUAUUUGUUUUUAAAGGUUACCACUUUUGCGUAUUUUCUGUGACUUUUUCGUACAUUUGCACAACUUUUUUGUACUUUGUGACAAAAAGCACAACAAAAUCGUAUUGUCAUGCUGAGUACGAAAGUUUUGGAUUCAUUCAAACUUCGGUAUUGUGACUUUCCUUGGGCCAGGUUGGAGCUGCAGAGAGCCAUUGAGUCCUAUGGGAGGCUUCCAAAAUCAUGCACUGAAGGUUCAAAGUCAGAAAGGUUUUCCUGCAGUUUACAAUCGUUAGGAUACAAAAAAAAAACGUACUUUUCGGACAUUAUACGAUAAGAUACCAUUUUUUCAUAUUUCAGAUACAACUUUUUCGUAGUUUAAAAAGCAAAAUACAAAAAAAUAGCAUUUAAUACAAAUAAUGCUUUUUAAAGGUACGAAAAUCGUACUUUGAUAAAUCUGCCCCAUAUUCUCUCAUUCAGUAGGGCUCACCUGCCGGGAAAUAACUUGCAUCAAACUGAUGUACACUAAAUAAGAUUCCAAAAUAUCAGAAUGACUUUUGUCUCCAUUUAGUCGAAUGUCCUAGCAGAGAUCUGCUUAUGGCGAGAACAUUCCAUAGGACUGAGUUUAGAUUUAUAUCCAUAUGGGAAAAAGGACACCAUUUUUAAAAGAAACAAAAGAACCUUUUCUAUACAAUGUGAUAUAAUUGUAGGCUGUGACCAGUCUAGGAGGUGUUGGCAAAUUUUCCUUUUUUUUAUUUUUAAAAAUUUUUUGAAACUCUAAAAGCACAAUUGCUGAAACUGUUUAUUGUUGUGCUGCAUACACAUGAGCUGUAAUGUUAUAAUUUAAAAGAGACUUAAGUUACCAGCAAAGAUAUCUUAACAUGUACUGAAGUCAAUCAUUUAUUCCAACCUUUUGUAAAGUAGAUGUUUUUCCUUCAUAAAUUGCACUAUGAAUUGUGGAUGAAACCAUUGAUAUGAUUUGCUUCUUGAUGCAUUUGAAUAAUGUUGAAGACCUUGCUCUUUAAAAUUGAUUCCCUCUUCAUUGCAUCGCACCAUUUAUUGAUAAUAAAUAUAUUUUAGAGAAAAA